Molecule: messenger RNA, 738 nt
Organism: Penicillium waksmanii
Lineage: Eukaryota; Fungi; Ascomycota; Eurotiomycetes; Eurotiales; Aspergillaceae
Exons: 4
Coding region: 1-738 (245 amino acids)
Source: RefSeq, a predicted model, not a curated record
AUGAAGUUCACUGGAAUCGCCGUUUCUUUCGCCCUUGCUGGCGUCGUCUACUCUGCUGCCCUUCCUGCUGUCGGUCUUCCUGACAUGUCCGGCCCUGAGGGAGCCAUUGGAGGGCUCGAGCGUACCGCUGGUGGUAUCAUCACCGGCGCUGCCAAGCGCCAGCUCCAAUACCUACAGCCAGUCACUGAAGGUGUGGCUAGCUCCAUGAACGGCGGUACUGGUGUUGUUGGCAGUGCCGUGGGCACUGUCGAGACCACUGUCGGGGGUGCCGCCGGCACCGCUGAGAACAGCGUCACUGGCGUUCUGGGUGCUGCUAAGCGUCAGCUUCAAAAUACCGUCGAGGAGGCCGUGCGCCCUUUGAAAGAUGAUCUCUUGCGUCGACAGGAUCCCAUUCAGCCCGUCUCUGAGGCUGUUGCAAGUACCCUUAACGGCGGAACAGGUGUCGUUGGUGGUGCCGUCGGUACCGUUGAGUCCACUACUGGUGGUGUUGCUGGCACUGCUGAGAAUACUGUCUCCAAUGGCCUGGCUCACGUCAAGCGUCAAUUCGGCAACCUUCCUGCCACCAUGCAGCAGACCGGGACCGAUGUUCUCGCAGGCCUCAGCGGCAACCCCAGCGGCAUCUACGGUGCUCUCGCCAACCUCCAAAUGAUCGUCGCCGCCGGCAAGCUCAACCCUUCCGAUAUUAACGACCCUACCGGUGCUGUCCAGCGCGUCAUUGCCAACCUUGCUGUCGCAUAA